Rhineura floridana is the source of this 1867-nucleotide messenger RNA. RefSeq names its product S100P binding protein (gene S100PBP). Gene Ontology annotation, molecular function: calcium-dependent protein binding. NCBI's taxonomy places the organism in Eukaryota, Metazoa, Chordata, Lepidosauria, Squamata, Rhineuridae. The record is from RefSeq and is a predicted model, not a curated record. Gene Ontology annotation, cellular component: cytosol; nucleus. The coding region runs from base 442 to 1689 and encodes 415 amino acids. The transcript has 5 exons.
AUUUUGCUCUUCACCCGAAAGGCUCCAGAGCGGCUCACAGCCCCAGAGAUACACGCAGCCCUCAGCCUAGACACUUCUGGGGCGGGGGUCCCAGUGCCCCUCCUUCCCUUGCCCCUCAUUAACUCACCUUCUCUCUCUCUCUCUCACCAACCGGCUCCCUCUGGGUUGCAUCAGCUUCCUCGCUCUCGGCGCUCUGCUUGCCACCCUGGCGGCCUCUGGUCCACCCCUCCCCGCGGAAGGGGCGGGGCUUCCACUGCGGCUCUUUCUCGCUCUCGAGCCUCCCCCUUCUCCGCCUGCAGUCUUCCUCCGAGCGGCUCGAUCGGUGGAUCGGCUGUCUGCCAGGCAGGCUUGCGUAGAGCGCACAGGAAGCGUGGCGGGGUGACGCGACGCGCCUUGUCCAGCCUCAUCUCGGCGCCGCUCCGGCCCUUUAGGGGAGCCAAGAUGGCGGCGGUUUCCAGGAGCAAGCGGCCCUUUGAAGAAUGUCAAGAGGGGAACCAACCAGACACAAAGAGACAGUGCUGUGCAAAACACUGCUACUCGCCUUUUGUGGCACUUUCUGUUCCUUCCUUUUCAAGCACGGAGCACUUUGACAACAGCGACACAGAUGACAGCAUAAUGGAUGACACCUUACUGGAUCCCUCAGACGCGGAUUUCUCAGACUCUUCCACAGAACUCACCCGUGAAGCUGAGGAUAAACUCUUGUCAGAUAGUCCAUCAUGCUGCUAUCUGGAGACCUCCUCAGAUUCUGUAGCGUUAAAACCAAACGCUGAGCAUGUGGGAAGUGGUUCUGGGCUGGCAUCCUUGAAGCUUUCUGGGGCUCUAAAUGAGACCAUAAAAACAGAGCCUCUCUCUCCCACUGGCCCUUUAGACUACUCAAAGGAUGGUAUUGUUUGUAGAAAUGACUCUGUGAAUCCAGAGAGUGGAAGUGACAUGAAGAUGGGCUCUCAGAAUCAAGCUGGACUUGGUUUGGGGUCAAGCAGUUCUCUGCCUUCAGAAGCCAUACCAGUUGCAGCAGCUUCUUUGGGUCUGGAGAAAGGGAGUGAUGUGUCUAGGGUUGCAAAUAAGGAAGCUGUUCGAGCAGCGAUAGGUGACAGUUCUCAAACAGUGAGCCAGCUAAUGGUUAAGUCUGAACCAACUAGUGUAGUGGCUGAAGGGCCCUCUGAGGAACAGUCUUCCAUAAAUCAAAAUGUGCUAGGAGGGGAGAGUUCAAGCAGCCCACCUCAGGAGGAUAAAAUAGGAUUGGGUUCUUCUGGCUCACGUGGAGAGGCUGUACCAUCUAAUUCCAACUCUGUCAAUGACCAAAGAGAGGAUCAUGUGGGAAGUCCCAGCUUCAUAGAGCUGAACAGCUUUGUAAGGCCCAGGAAUCGGAUAUACAUCCAAGAGACAGACCUAGAGUCAAGCAAGGAAAAAUACAUCAAUGAUGUCCUUGCCCAUGCUCGUCGUGAUGAACAUCUCAUAGGUGAAGUCAGUGAGUUGCAGAAGCUUAUAUCGAGUGUCACUGCUGAAAACUAUUCCCAGGAACCCAGAUACAAGCACCCAACAAACCUGACUGUAAGGAACUAUGCACGACGAGCCAACAGGACAAUCCAAAGAUGUUCUCUUGAUCAGUGGGUCGACAGAAGCCAGCGCAACCUCCGUCGGUUUGAGGGUGUCCCUGAUCGCUUUAAGCGCAGCCCGAUCCCAAGCUAGAAGUCACCGAAAUUAAACUGUCUUUUAUCUGCACUUUGAAGUUGUUUAGCUGCUGAUGGUUCAGACUCCUGAUUAUUAUUUUUAAAUUUUUUAAGUUAAGGCCAGUUUAAAGUUUAUGUUAGAAAUAUUUGUUCACCUUGUCCUUGAACUUCUCUGCUGCCAAAUAUUUGCUUUUGUA